This is a messenger RNA of Nothoprocta perdicaria, 290 nucleotides long. RefSeq names its product calpain small subunit 1 (gene CAPNS1). The record is from RefSeq and is a predicted model, not a curated record. Gene Ontology annotation, molecular function: calcium ion binding. NCBI's taxonomy places the organism in Eukaryota, Metazoa, Chordata, Aves, Tinamiformes, Tinamidae. The transcript has 4 exons. The annotation marks the transcript as partial.
CUCCUUCCCCCCCCCGCAGGACAUGGAGGUGUCUCCCACCGAGCUCAUGAACAUCCUCAACAAGGUGGUCACCCGCCAUCCCGACCUAAAAACCGACGGAUUCGGCAUCGACACGUGUCGCAGCAUGGUGGCCGUCAUGGACAGCGACACGACGGGAAAACUGGGAUUCGAGGAAUUCAAGUAUUUGUGGAAUAACAUCAAGAAGUGGCAGUGCAUCUAUAAGCAGUUCGAUUCCGACCGCUCCGGAACCAUCGGAGCCCAGGAGCUUCCCGGAGCCUUCCAGGCUGCAG